Molecule: messenger RNA, 1517 nt
Organism: Entamoeba dispar SAW760
Lineage: Eukaryota; Evosea; Mastigamoebida; Endamoebidae
Exons: 1
Molecular function (GO): GTP binding
Source: RefSeq, a predicted model, not a curated record
AUGUCUAAAGUAACAGUAAGAUUCUUCUUGAACGAACAGUUUAUUUCAUUUAUCAAACUGAAUUCACAAGACAAUUUGAAAACAGUAAGAGAGAAAUUAAGUGAAAAGAUGUCUGGUUCUCAUCAAUUCCUAACAAAAGAAGGAGAUUUAAUUGAUAUAAAUGAUGAAGAGUCAGUUACUGUAGGCAAUGUAAUUGAUUCAUCAGAAAUAAUAAAUAUCAAAGAAAAAGAAGAUAAAAAGGGAACAAGAAUAAAACAAAAGGAUAAAAAAGUUACUACUGUUCAAAUAGAUAAGAAAACAAAGUCAAAUGAUAUCAGGAAAUCAAUUCAAAGUAUUCCAGAAACUGCACAUUUCUAUACACCCGAUAAUGAAAUAAUUGAUAAAAUUGAUAAAGAUUUAGUUUUAGCAAAAAGUACAUCAAAUAAUGAUGAGGCUAUUCUUAAAAAUGAGAAAGAAAAUAUUGUAAGAAUUGGAAUAUUAUUGAACGAAAAGCCAUUAAUAAAAAAACAAUUAAAUAAAAAUUCUUAUCUUUCAGAUAUCAGAAAGAUAAUUGAAAGUCUAAAAAACAUUCCAAAAAGUUUUGUAUUUAAAGACCAAGAAGGAUUUGAAAUACCAACUGAUGAAGAACAGUCAUAUAAAUUAUCAGAUAUUCUGUAUAAUAACAAGAUCAAUAUAACAACAGAAAUGUCUGAUACUUCAUCAAAUAAUACUACAACAUCUGUUAGUUCACCAUGUAAUACUUUAGCCCCUGUUAGCUCAUUAAAUACCACCAUAGUCCCUGUUGGUUCACCGUGUAAUAUUACAGUACCUCAUACUUCUACAAGUAAUACUUUAGUCUCUGAUAGUUCACUAAAUAAUAAUAUGGUCAUAUCUUAUAUUUCAACAAAUGAUACUACCAUUGUAUCUGAACAAAAUAUUCCAAUUGAAGGAAGUAAACUAUUGAAAAAUAAAGAAGGAAAAUUGAAAAUAUAUUUAUAUCCAAAUGAACCAUUUAAUCAAAAAGAUGAGAGUGAAGCAGUUUCUAUUUUAGUUAUUGGUGAAACAGGAAGUGGUAAAACAACGAUAUUGAAUAGUUUUGUAAAUGCGGUAUGUGGAAUCAAGAUAACAGAUGAUUUUAGAUAUAUAAUUAUAAAUGAAGAUCAUUUAGAACAGAGUGGAGAUCAAUCUAAAAGUCAAACAAGUGAAGUAACAAUUUAUAAUAUUAAAAGAACAAAAAGAACACCACCAAUAAAAAUAAUAGAUACACCUGGAUUUGGAGAUACAAGAGGAGAUGAAUAUGAUGUAGAAAUUACCAGACAAAUUAAAGAAGCAUUUGAAACAAAAGUAUCAGAUUUAAAUGCUAUUUGUUUUGUUGCAAAAUCAAGUAACACAAGAUUAACAGAAAAUCAACAAUAUAUAUUUGAUAAUAUUAUUGAUUUAUUUGGGAAAGAUGUGAAAAAGAAUUUUAUUGCUAUACUUACAUUCUGUGAUGGUCAAACACCAAAAAUUCUAAGUUCAUUACAAUCAAAAGAUUGUAU